GUUUUUGGUUAGUCGCUAGCUUACCUGCGCGUGGGAUAGUUAUGUGGAUGUGGAAUGGAUCAACAUUAGGUGAAGUGAGUUGUGCGUGUGUAUAUAACUUUGUAUUAUUUUAAGCCACAUCUGCGGCUUGACUAUGUAACGAUCUCAAUUUAAGAUAAUAACAGCAAGUUUACAAAGCUUUAUAAUUCUAAAAGUGAUGAUAUUCUUAGGGAUUGAGGCAUUGUCACCAAGUUUUAGAACAAUUUUGAUUGAACCGAUGUUGCAUCUCUUAAUUGGCGGCUGUAAUGGCAGAGGAAUACUGUAGGCAUGUUUUGAGAGUAGUAAUUGCUCAGAUAUGUCAGACAAUUGGAUGGCACUCCAUAACUACAACCCCACUUGAAGUAUUAAAGGAUGUUUUACAGUCUUUUAUUACAGAUAUUGCAGACAGUGCUCACAGAUAUGGAGAACAGUGUGGACAUACAUCGCCGACGGUGGCAGACAUUGCCCUUGCGUUUAACGACUGGGGUGUGAAUAUAUCAGAACUAGAAGAGUAUGUGGAAUAUGUUGCCCCUGUGCCAUGUGCGAUCAGCGUGCCAAAGUUCCCUGUGGAGAGGGAUUCUCAUCUCAACCUACUCAAACCAGGCUCCAGAGAAGUUGUCACGCGGCCAGUUCACAUACACGAACAUCUACCUGCAAUGCACCCACAACUUGAAGAAGAAGAAUAUCUGGUAAAACAAUCACCACUGUCAGUUGACAUAACAGGUACAGAACCUGGUUCUGGUACAUCACCUCUUUCCAGUCCGAAAAACAGUCUCUUUAAGCGUCCAGGAGAUCCAAUUUCUGCUGAAAACAAUCUUUUGAAACGAGCUAGGAUGAUGCUAGAGGAGGAAGGCCGACCCUUGAGGGAAAUCAGCAGUGUGAUGAUGACGACCUCAGGGUUCCUGUCACCAGCUCGUGAGGGCAAGUUGCCGGAAGCUAGGACACCGACACAGUCAUCUGACUCUCGGUCCAGCUCACCUCAACCUCUCUCAUACCCCACAGUCCCUCCCGAAGUCAAGGGAGAAAAGAAAACUAAGAAGUAUUCUAAUAAAUCAGCCAUGGAAGGAAUAAGAAAAAUUGUUGACAAAGAAGUGAGCAAAGCCAAAGAUAUGAGUAGCGAUAUCCAAGUGACCGAAGAUGAUGAUCCUAAUGUUAAAAAGUUGGUCAGCAUGAAAGAAGUGUAUAAGUUAAAGGCACUGAAACCUGGAGCAAUAAAAAUGCUCUCGCCAAAUAAUGGUGCAUCGGGUGGUGGUUCAGGGUCAAAAUCUAAAUCAAACAAACUCAGAAAUGCACCUGGGAUCAGCCCGAUAAUAGCAGCAAUGCCCAAGAUUCCCAAACUUAGUCAGUCUAAAAACUCUAAAAGUGAAAAACCACUAGUCGGAGCUCAGAGCACUAAAACAGCUAACACUGAUAAAAGUAAGGAGGUAGGUGUAAUUGAAGGUAAGUUAUCUUCAGAGCCAGAUAAGCAAAAGUUAAAUAUUUUCAAGAAAAUAUCAAAAGUCAAAGAAGAGAAAACUGACCAAGUUGAUUUAAUAAAAAAUAGCCAUGAAAGUUUAGUGACGGCAAAUGCUGAGCAAGAGAGUAAGCAGAGGGACAUGCGAUGGGCACAGAUCAGUGAAACCAUUGAAGCAGUGAUUCAGAAGAGUAGAGAACAACCAUCACCACCACCUGAACAGCAUGAAAUCGUCGAUAUUGAAUCUUCAGAAUCUGAACUUUUUUCAUACGAUGAUGACCUUUCACCACCUGGAACCCCCUCCACCCCACGUACUCCAGAUCUCAUUCCCCCACAGAAGAAAUCUGAUAAACAUUUAGAUUCGAAAAAGAAAAAGCGAGGAAAAAGAGACAGAGAUAAGAAGGAAAGUAAAGACCGUUUUACCCACAGUCCAAGUCCGAAAAGGUUCAAAUCGGAAAGUACAGAGUCUGAUUAUUCUUUUCUUGAAAAGCCUAAAACGCCUGAAGUAGAAUCAACCCGAGAUGAACCCGUUUUACUUCCAAGGAAUAGGGAAGACAUCAUGUCUUCUCACGGGUUUCCAUUCAUACCUUUCCCUCCAGCACCUGGUCUAAUACCUCCUCACAUUGCCAACCCAUUAUUUAACAGACUGAAUAUGUCAAUGACAAAGCAACCUGGUGGCUUGAUGGUCCUUAACCCGACAAUGCCCAACAUUCAACUCCCUCCACCAUUGCAUGUCAAUAAACAUGAAGAAAUCACUACAUCCAAAUCGAAGAAACAACAGCCAUCUCCGUCAUCGACAUUGACCACUACUCAGAUCGCACAAAGCUCACGUAUUUCUCCCAGUUCCUUAAUUUCUUCCACUAAUCGUGUUUCUCCCAGCUCUCAUACCUCCCCGAACUCUCGUGUUUCUCCAAUAACAGUCUCCAGUUCUGUGUCUGCUCCUGAUACAACUGAUGCCCACUCCUCUACGGUUUCUGUGGUUCCCACCAAAGAAAAGUCUGCCGAAAAGAAAAAAGAACACAAGAAAGAGAAAAAGGAAAAGAUUAAAAAGAAGAAGGACAAAAAGGAAAAGUUGAAAAAUAAGGAAAAAGGAGAAAAGAAGAAAAUUAAAAGUGGGAAGAAAAUAAAGGACAAGGAUAAAAAUAAAGAGAAGAAAGAGAAGAAAGAAAAGAAAAAGGACAAAGAGCGUGAAGAGAAAGAGAAACCAGAAACUUCAGUGCCAAAGUUGACGUUGAAAUUGGGUCCUUCAUCACCACAAGGAGGUGGUUGUUCUUCAAACAUAACCUCUGAUACACCACAUAGAAAAAUUGUAAUAAAGCCUGUGAUUGAACCUCCGAGAGUAGAGCCGAUAAAGGAAGAGAAGAGGUCUCCUAGCCCAGAGCUGGCGCGUAUAUCUGCAUUGGUGACUCGUCCCACCAACAGUAAGCCGCCCCCAACCGUACCUCUUGCACAGUCUGUUGAUCCUUUGGCCGAAUCCUCCUUUUCAUCCUCUCUUGCCAUGAAGAAACCCACCAACCACUCUGCCAACCAAGCUGGCCAACCAAAGCUAAAAUCUAAAGAAGUUCCCAAGAAAGCAAACCAAGUUGAACCAGAAAAGAAGGACCCUGUUGCUUUCUAUUUUGACAAGGAAGGCAACCAGGUGUGGAUCUGUCCCGCUUGCAACGGUCAGGAUGAUGGCAGUCCGAUGAUUGGCUGCGAUGGAUGCGACGCCUGGUAUCACUGGGUUUGUGUGGGGAUUCAAGUACCUCCGGACUCUAAUGAUUGGUUCUGCCGAGUCUGCAUCAGCAAACGACAAGACAGUCUCGGUGACAGAAAGAAAAAGACUGAUAGGCGGAAGAAAAAAGGAGGAGGUGUAACAUAAAAAGUUACAGGAUUGAGGCUGUGUGCAACCAAGAAGGAUUGUUCCAUGUGGUUUCAUCGCCAUCCCAAGUAAUUCCGUUAUUAGAGGAUUUCACAAGUGAAAAUAAAUACGACCAAAUAUUGUUGUACAUAAAACAUAGCAUAAUUGGUAUUUCUACUAAUUAUAAUCCAUAGACUAUCUAUCUGUAUGAAUAUAUCGAAGUCAAAAGUACUAUUUUUUAUAUUUUAAUAUGUAUAUAUGUGGACAUAACUUUGCUCUUAAAUUAUUAACGUCUUAUCUUCCAUACUGUGUUGCAUUUUGUUGGAUACACCAUUUUAAGUUGUUUUUACAGUUAGAAUGACUGUAGUUUUUCUUGUUUUUUGUUAUUGUUUUGUAGUAUUAUAUGGAACAAGUUAUCAUUAUACACUUUAAUUUGUUUUAUUCACAACCCAACACGCUAAAAUCACUGAUAUACAAUUUCUAACCUUGCACUGAUUGAAAGUAUAUAAUGUUAAAACUACUGAAGCUAAGUACUUACAUUCAGAAAAAAGAAGUAAUACUGUAAUUUUUAAACCAUUGGCUCGUUUUGUAUUGAAUCGGGAUGUGCAGUGUUAGUAGAAAUGCCAGUGAUUAUUGUUGGAUUGCUGAAUCCGAAUGUUUAAAUAUAGCAUACACGCAGAUAUUAACAAAAUUAAAAAUUUAUUUUUGUUUUUCGUUUUAGCUAAUAAAAGAUAUAUCUGUAAACAAAUAAAUUAAUUUCCCAAUUCCCAGAAGGCAACAAUUUUUUGGGGGGAGAGAUGUACUGUGAAAAAUGUGCUGAGAAAGUGUUCGAUGCAAUAUUUAGUGUAAAGUACUCGCAUAAUACUCAAAAUUAUAUUUGUUCCUUAAUUACGUAAGAGGUUGUGAACUAGAAACUGUUCUAUAUAGAAGGUUAUUUUAAAAUGUUUAGAGAAUAUCUGAAUUUGUAUUUGUUUGGCUUUACUGGAUAAUAUAGAUAAAGAAACAUAAGAAAGACUUCUAUACUAAUAAUGAAUCUAAAGUUAAUUUUAAAUUUGCUUGUAUGACUUGAAAUCAAACUAUAUAUUGAAGGUCAAACUGAAAACUCAGAUUGCAUAAAGACAUAUCGCUAGUCUAGAAGUGAUAGAUAGCCUUUUGGCUUGUUUUUGUGAUUGUAUACUAAUAAUUAUUUAACUUCAUUUUGGUACAAUAAAUUGUUUGUGUUUUGA
Messenger RNA from Homalodisca vitripennis (glassy-winged sharpshooter), 4537 nucleotides. Its product is annotated as transcription initiation factor TFIID subunit 3-like. Gene Ontology annotation, molecular function: protein heterodimerization activity. The coding region runs from base 285 to 3332 and encodes 1015 amino acids. Gene Ontology annotation, cellular component: transcription factor TFIID complex. NCBI's taxonomy places the organism in Eukaryota, Metazoa, Arthropoda, Insecta, Hemiptera, Cicadellidae. The transcript has 10 exons. The record is from RefSeq and is a predicted model, not a curated record.